Messenger RNA from Sebastes umbrosus (honeycomb rockfish), 2477 nucleotides. RefSeq names its product secretion associated, Ras related GTPase 1Aa (gene sar1aa). Gene Ontology annotation, biological process: vesicle organization; endoplasmic reticulum to Golgi vesicle-mediated transport; membrane organization. Gene Ontology annotation, molecular function: GTP binding; GTPase activity. Gene Ontology annotation, cellular component: endoplasmic reticulum exit site; COPII vesicle coat. Lineage: Eukaryota; Metazoa; Chordata; Actinopteri; Perciformes; Sebastidae. The coding region runs from base 101 to 697 and encodes 198 amino acids. The record is from RefSeq and is a predicted model, not a curated record. The transcript is spliced from 7 exons.
AGAAGAAGCGGAAGUGUGAUUGACUGUUUCCAAGGAGACCAGCAAUACUACUGUCCUGUAGGCUGCUCUGUCAGAGCUGAGAGGGUCAAAGACCGUCAAGAUGUCAUUUCUGUUCGACUGGAUCUACAGGGGGUUUAGUAAUGUUUUACAGUUCUUAGGUCUGUACAAAAAGUCUGGGAAGCUGAUUUUCCUGGGCCUGGACAACGCUGGUAAAACAACACUCCUACACAUGUUGAAGGACGACCGACUUGGCCAACACGUGCCGACGCUGCAUCCAACAUCUGAAGAGCUGUCAAUUGGUGGAAUGACAUUUACCACAUUUGAUCUGGGCGGACAUGUACAAGCUCGAAGAGUGUGGAAGAACUACCUGCCGGCUGUGAACGGAGUCGUCUUUCUUGUAGACUGUGCGGAUCACGACAGACUCACAGAAUCCAAGACUGAACUCGACGCUCUCCUCGGAGACGAGACCAUAGUCAAUGUACCAGUGUUGGUGCUGGGUAAUAAAAUUGACCGUCCCGAGGCCAUCAGUGAAGGAGGACUGAGAGGAGCUUUUGCCCUUGAUGGUCAAGUUACCGGAAAGGGAAACGUCUCUUUGAAGGAGCUGAACGCCCGGCCGCUGGAGAUUUUCAUGUGCAGCGUGUUGAAGAAACAAGGCUACGGGGAAGGUUUCAGAUGGUUAUCACAGUACAUCGACUGACACGCAGGACUGAGGGGAUUUUCUUGACACAUUUUCCCCCCCGAAGCAUGACAAAGACUUUGUGUCUUUGCCAGCGUCAGUCAGCCCAAAAUUAAAAACUACAAGAGCAUAUUCUUUUUAAUACUUUAUUCAGGAUUUAAAGGUUUCUAUGCAAACUUUUAAAAAGUGGUUCAUGGUGAACUGUCCUACCUGUGUUAUUAAUGUGAGAAUUAACCGAGUUGUCUAACUCCAUGGCAUGUUAAUUAGGUUACACCAUACCUGAUUACAAUACACGAGCAGAAAUUAUGCAAGAAUGUAGAUAAGUACACAUCAGUGUUGCAUUUAUUAGGAGGGAAGUGAUACAUUAAGGAAACGGUCGUGAUUGUGUUGGGUAGUUUAAUGCUUCUCCGACAUCGGAUUAAGAUAGUUCCGAUUUUAAAAUAUAUAACUAAAUACAGCCGAUUCAUUUCAGUUCUUUUAAUCUAAUGAUACGCAGCCGCUGCCUUCAAAGCGUAUAGCCAGAGAGAGUAUGCUAAUGACUUCGAGAUUAGCACGGAGAGAGAUUGGACUUCAACAAAAGAUAUCCUCCAUGCUGAGCGCCGAGCCAAAAUAACAUCAAAUCCCCUUUAGAAAACCGAAAAAGGAGAAGAGACAGCACGUCCCGCAAUUACAGGCAAAGACGAUGAGUAAACUGAGUCAAACUGAGCGGCUCACUGACGAGUGUGCUGCUGUGAAUAAUGCACUCCUCACUUUCAGUGUCUUGAUGUAAUUGGUUUAUUUUUGCCUCUUUUCCUAUAUAUGUGUGUUGACCCAAUGUUGCGUUGAAGGCAGCUAAUUUGAAGAGUGUUAGAAAUAAGUCUUCAUUAUCUUUGACUUUGGGGGUGUUCAGUACAGAGCUCAAAUACCGAACUUUUACGACGUUCAAAGGCUGCCUUUGCUUUAUUACAUCAUGAAGGCUGUAAUAAAUCAUUGCCCUUAAAAUGUCGGGAAGCAAUAAAGUAGAGUGACCAACUGUACUGUAGCAGAGACAAUCUUACUCCUCUGUAUUUAAGAGUAGGAAAGAAUAUAUGUAGUUCUGAGCCUGUUAAUUGAAAUCGUUCAUUAUUACUUUUUGUUAUUUAUUCCUUUUAAUCUAAAGCCUGAGCCAUAUAUCUGCAUGUUAUCAGCAUGUAGGCUGUGCAACAGGGCUGAAGUGCUGCACUUUUUGACUAUCUGAAAAGAUAUGAGAGUGCACUUGCAAACAUGCUAAUCUGUAAAUGAAUAUCUUAUUCCGGAUGUUUGAGUCCUUGCAUGUAAACAUGCAUAUAUUUUUACAAUGACCUGCACAAAUUUGCAUCCUCAUCAUGAGAAGCUGGAAACAGAUCAUGAGGAACAGAAACAUUUGAUCAUUGUACCCCAUUUACUGUUUCCUGCAUCCCAUGUUUACAGGGUAACAUUUUGAAUAUUCUGCUUAUUAAAAUAUGCAGGGAUGUUUGGGACUGAGAUGAAAAAAACUACUUAUGAAACAGAUUUUAUACAGUGUUUACUGAGAUACGGCACGCAUGUAAACAAACUGCUUUCCCUUUGAACUGUACCAGUCGCUGAACUCCUGUAAAUUAUGUAUAAUACAGAUGUAAAUGUUUGUACAGUAACUGCCUAUUAGCUGACACUAAUAAAGUUAUUUAUAGAUGAUUAACUUGAAGUAAUAUUUGCAGCAAUUAUCUGUGCAAAUAGUGACAACAUGCAUACAUAAAGAUUGAUCUAUACGUGAUAAUGAGUGGUUCACAUGUUGUAAUAAAACCAACUCUUUUUUUGGACUCGA